This is a messenger RNA of Arabis nemorensis, 1497 nucleotides long. The record is from the annotation of a GenBank genome assembly. Lineage: Eukaryota; Viridiplantae; Streptophyta; Magnoliopsida; Brassicales; Brassicaceae.
AUGCAGCAUGAAACUUCUGAAAUCAGAUCUCUUCUCAAUGAACUUCCGACGAAUGUUAAUAUUCUUCUUGUGGAUUCCAAUUUAGUCACUUUACUUAAUACGAAGACAAUCAUGCAACAAUGCGAAUAUGAAGUGACGGUUUAUUCGGAUGCGGAAGAAGCUCGUGCGUUUCUAACAACUACUAAACAAAAGAUUGAUAUUGUGGUUUGGGAUUUUCAUAUGCCUAAAGUUAAUGGAAUUGAAGCUCUCAAAAUUGGUUCAGAGAGGGAUUUGCCCGUCGUAAUUAUAUCCGAUGAAAAUCAAAGAGAAUCGGUGAUGCAAGCAACCAUACAUGGUGCUUGUGACUAUGUUAUGAAACCGGUUAGCAAAGAGGUCAUAGCCAACAUGUGGCAACACAUUGUACGCAAGAGGAUGAUGUCUAAACCCGGCUUAACUCAACCUGUUCAAUCAGAUCUGGUUCAGAGCCACGGUUUAGGCCAAGACAACGAUGAUUCUAGGACCGUAGGCAGAGGUAUCGAUAAAGAAGAAAAUUGGACCGGAGAAAUUCAACAGGUUCAAUCAGAUCUGGUUCAGACGACUGACGUUUUCGACCUAGAAAACUAUGAUUUUGAGACCAUAGACCAAGAGAACGCUGAACGAAACAUCGAUAAGGAAGAAGAAAAUGCGGCCAAGAAAGCGCGAAUUAUGUGGACAAGUUCAGUUCAACCAGAUCUGGCCCAGACGGAUGGUUCAUACCGAGACAACGGUGAACAAAACAUCAGUAAGAAAGAAGGGAAAAGACCGAGGAAACCGCGGAUGACAUGGACCGGAGAUCUUCACCAGAAGUUUCUUCAAGCAAUUGAAAUAGUUGGUGGUAUUGAAAAAGCUAAUCCAAUGUUAGUCCUCAAAUGUUUGAAAGAGAUGAGCAUUGAAGGACUCACUAGAAGCAACGUGGCCAGUCAUCUUCAGAAGCACCGUAUCAAUCUUGAUGAAAAACGAAUCCCUCAACUGGCGCUAUCGAUUGGUCAGUCCACUGGGUAUAGAACUUCGUCUCUCCUAGGCCAGAACAAUGAUCAGUUUGGUCGGUCCAUUGCGUAUAAACCCUCGUCUCUCCUAGCCCCAAGCAAUGCUCACUCUUCAAUACCGUCGUACCUUCUGAAUGAUCGAGCCUCGAACCCGAUGAUUAACCAGAAUCAGUAUCCCAAUGGUUACUUGACAAUGAACAAUAACCAGUUCAUGACCAGUCCUCUGCCUCGUUUGCCCUAUUUAGACCAUCCCCAACAGCAGCAACAAUAUCAGUUUGCUCAUCAAAUGGAUUACGCGAUGAACAUGAAUGAACCUGAACAAUACCAGUUUUCUCACAAUCUCCAGCCGCAGCAUCAGCAACAAUACCAGUUUCCUCAUCAAAUGGAUUACGUGGUGAACAAGAAAGAACCUGAACAAGUCUAUGGCACCGACCGCGAGCUCAUUUAUCCAAAUUUGCCCUAUGAUCCAAAUGAGUUUUGGAUGAAUGGCUAG